UAACAUAAUCAGGUCCUUGAUCUCAUCAGCAUUUAAUUCAAAAUGCGCGAUGAUGGUCGAGAGAGAUGGAACAUAAGAAAGAGAGAGAGGGAAAGAUAGAGGGAGAAGUUUGGCUGUAGCAAAAAUCAGUAUAGGGGAGUUCUGUCGCCCAAACUGAUCAAUAGGAGGGCGCACACUGGCCCAGGGCCUGAAACAAGACAACAGCUACACGAUUGAGACAAGCUGGGACACAGGGCAGCACAAAGAGCAGUGAAACUUUGAGCAGAGGUACAGGAAGAGCAAAACACAUGCGUAUAGCUAGAAGAUUCCAAGCAGAACCCACAUGAUCCUGGUACUCUGAAAGAAGGAUGUGGAUGCUUUGAUCCUGAAAGAAGGUACAUGUACAAGUCUUCAAAUUGGGCAUCAGACCAGUUACAUCCAAGUCAUCCGGAAAGCAGAAUAACCAUGGCAACCAACAGCACAAACAGCAAUGUGGUGCAUCGCAGCAAUGUCCAAGGAUCCCACAGCAACCCUUCUCCCAGAGAGAAUGGUUCUGUCAGACAGGAUGCCAAUCACAUAGAAGAAGCACAGCAGUUGGCAAGACAUGUAGAGCGGAUGAAGGCAGAGGUUACUGAGCAAGUCAUGGCCCAGAUGAGUGAAGUCUUGGAAAAGGCAUUUACAGACUCACUGCAGUCCUUGUCCCAGAGCAUAUACUCAGGCACAGAUCCCACACACUCGCAUGCCAAUGCGAAUGUUAGGAGACACAGAAUGGAGGAUGGAAAGGUGUUUGUGGCCAGGCAGUCCAUACUUGAUGAGCUGUUUGAGAUCAGCCACAUUAGGACCAUCUACCACAUGUUUAUUGCUGCUCUAUUCCUCUUCAUCAUCAGCACACUGACAGUGGACUACAUUGACCAGGGAAGGCUUGUUCUGGAAUUUGACUUGUUCUUCUACGCCUUUGGCCAGCUGGGCACUGUCAUUUGGGCCUGGACCAUCAUGUUUGCCUACACCCUCCUUGUACUAUAUUAUAUUCUCAGCCAGUGGGGCCACCUGUACCACCACAGUCAGUGGAAGAUGACAGUUUCAGUCACCUCAGCUGUAGCACUGCUGAUGGCCCAGAUAGGCAUGCUGGGAUACUUCCCCGUGCAUGUGGUCCUGCUCUACCAGCUUCCACCAGCAUCGUGCAUCAUCGUCAUUCUUGAGCAGAUCCGAUUCCUGAUGAAGAGUUAUUCCUUUAUCCGUGAGACAGUGGUGAUGGUCCUCAGAGCCAAACCUGAGAAAGGUAAUGCUUUCAGGUUCCCUACUCUAUCCAGCUAUCUAUACUUCCUAUUUUGCCCAACUUUGAUCUACAGGGAGACUUACCCACGAAAUCCUUAUAUCAGAUGGAACUAUGUGAGGAUGAAUUUUGCAAAGAUUUUUGGCUGUCUGUUUUACCUGUACUUCAUCCUGGUGCGCCUGUGCAUCCCUGUGUUUAUGAAUGACAAGAAUCUGCCAUUCAGCACACGCACUCUGGUUCUGGCUAUGUUCCACUCCACCUUACCAGGUAUGCUGAUGCUUCUGCUGGUAUUCUUUGCCUUUCUGCACUGCUGGCUUAAUGCCUUUGCUGAGAUUAUGCGGUUUGCUGACCGGAUGUUCUACAAGGACUGGUGGAACUCCACCUCAUUUGCUAACUACUACCGCACUUGGAAUAUUGUUGUGCACGACUGGCUUUAUUAUUAUGCUUACCGAGAUUUCCUCUGGCUGUCGGGCCACCGAUUCCGUUCCGUGGCCACGCUGUCUGUGUUUGCGGUGUCAGCUUUUGUCCAUGAAUAUGCUAUAACCAUGAGCUUUGGAUUCUUCUAUCCUGUGAUGUUCUGUCUGUUUGCUGUCAUUGGAGUGGUGUUCAACUUCACCCUGAACGACAAGCUCCAGAGCCCUGUGUGGAACAUCAUCAUGUGGAUAUGUCUGUUCAUUGGCCAAGGAGUGCAGGUGUGCCUCUACUGCCUGGAGUGGUAUGCCCAAGUGCAUUGCCCACGUACUGGGACCAGUUUCUGGGAGUUCAUAACACCAAGAUCGUGGACAUGUAGCUAUAAGUAAUUACAACAAAUGCUACACUAUGGAGUUUUUGGGUAUGAUAUCUGCUAAUGAAGUGUGAUAUCUGCAGUAGCACAAGGCAACAUAUCACCAAUACCAUCAUCAUCGUCGUCAUCAGAGAUGCUCUUCUCAUUUAGAAAUCAGGUUUCUGUGUGGAUAUAUCACACCAUUUGUUUUAUUGAUCUGGCAUGUGUGGGAAUGUGUGGGAAAACAGGCCAAGUGAUUCAUCAGUAUCAUCAGUUAGAUACGCUUUAAAGUUUGCUCUUGAGACCGAUGAAAGAGGUGGUACAAUGCUAAACUGUAUUCUUAAUUUAUGUUCUUUUUGGUUUUUAGAUCUA
Molecule: messenger RNA, 2387 nt
Organism: Electrophorus electricus (electric eel)
Lineage: Eukaryota; Metazoa; Chordata; Actinopteri; Gymnotiformes; Gymnotidae
Gene: soat2
Product: sterol O-acyltransferase 2
Biological process (GO): cholesterol metabolic process; cholesterol efflux
Cellular component (GO): endoplasmic reticulum membrane
Molecular function (GO): cholesterol O-acyltransferase activity; fatty-acyl-CoA binding; cholesterol binding
Source: RefSeq, a predicted model, not a curated record